Molecule: messenger RNA, 861 nt
Organism: Aspergillus welwitschiae
Lineage: Eukaryota; Fungi; Ascomycota; Eurotiomycetes; Eurotiales; Aspergillaceae
Product: RTA1 domain-containing protein
Exons: 3
Coding region: 1-861 (286 amino acids)
Cellular component (GO): membrane
Source: RefSeq, a predicted model, not a curated record
AUGGCAUUCACUCUCUACUACUACACCCCCUCUGCUGCGGCAGCAGGAAUCUUUGUUGUUCUGUUCGGCAUCAGCACUGUAUUGCACUUUCUGCAGCUGGUUCGGACGCGAACGUGGUUCAUGAUCCCUUUCUUCAUUGGAGGAAUCUUGGAAACAAUCGGAUAUGUUGGCCGUCUGCUGUCAUCGCUUGAAAGCCCCAACUACAGCACAGGCUCGUAUGCCAUGCAAAGCGCCCUGAUUCUCAUCGCUCCCGCCUUCCUGGCUGCCAGUAUUUACAUGACCCUCGGUCGCAUCAUUCGAAUGGUGCAGGCCGAACACUACUCGGUGUUCAGGUUGAACUGGGUGACCAAGAUCUUUGUUGCGGGCGACGUUCUUUCCUUUCUGAUGCAGGCCUCUGGCGCUGGUCUCAUGGUCAGCAACUCUAGCGAUCCAUCCUCGGGCGAGCACAUUAUUAUUGGCGGUCUCUUUGUUCAGAUUAUCUUCUUCGGCUUCUUCAUUAUCACCGCGCUCAUCUUCCAAAUGCGACUAGCGAAGGCUCCCACCGGCACUUCCGUUGAAUUAUCGCACAUCUGGCGUCGCCACAUGAACGCUCUCUACAUCUCCAGUGUCCUGAUCUUCGUCCGUUCCAUUGUCCGUGUGGUGGAGUACCUGCAGGGAUAUGACGGCUAUCUCAUGAAGCAUGAGGUUUUCAUUUAUGUCUUCGAUGCGUUGCUGAUGUUCCUGGCGAUGGAGAUACUCCAAUUCAUCCAUCCCAGCCAAGUCAACUGCUAUCUGGGGCGUGGAGACCGUUAUUCUGACAAAGUGAUCAAGACGCAAAAGUUCAUGUCUGUGCCGGUGGAAAUGGAGGUUUCGUCCGUUUGA